AUGUUCUUUUCAUCGCUGACUCGAAUUGAGCCGAAUGUUGUGCCCUUUGCUCUUGUUAAACACUGGCGAAUGUCCAAGAAAAUGCACCCCAGUGAUUCCAGGCAGGUCCUGAAGGGGGCGCUGCUCUGCUCCCUGCUCUCAGCUCUGCUGCUCCAAGUGGCCGUUGGGCUGGAGUGCUACAGCUACACGGGCACCUUCACGGGCAACAUCUCUCUGGGCGAGGUGCCCAAGGUUACCUGCGGGCCGGCGCAGAACGUCUGUGCUGAGGGGCUGAUCGCCCUGAGCAUCGGGGGACAGCGGAUGCUGGUUGUGAUGAAGAAGGGCUGCCACACGGCGCCGAUUCGGGACAUCUCCGGCAUUAGCGACGGGCCGUAUCUCCCCAACUACUAUCACACCCGCUUCUGCAACGCCAGCCUCUGUAACCACCGGUACCGGGACAAUAGCCACAUCCCGGCCUUUUCCACAGCGGCCCCAGACAACACCUCCACCAGCCUCUUGUGCUACACCUGCAUCGGGACCACGCCGGAGAGCUGCUCCCCGCGCCGCGCCCAGCAGAGCCAGUGCCAUGACGACUCCCCGAGGUGCUACGAGGGGAUGGGCACGGCCACCAUCGGGGACUUUGUGGUGCCCAUCUAUCUCCGCUCCUGCCAGGCGGUGAGCUGCGCGUCGAUCACGCCGAACAACCCUUGGCUGAAUAUCCAGCUAGAGAGGACGUCCUGCUGUUCCCAGCCCCUGUGCAACCACGCGCCGGAGCCGGCGCCCACGGCCAGCCCCCGCCCCUUGCGCACAGCCCCCACCCGGGACCGCCCCACCAACGCCAGCCCCUGGCCUGGGCUGUCCCUGCCCGCGCUGCUGCUGCUGGGGGGGCUGGGCCUGGGGGGCUGA
Emys orbicularis (European pond turtle) is the source of this 885-nucleotide messenger RNA. It is a transcript of the gene LYPD5, whose product is annotated as LY6/PLAUR domain containing 5. Gene Ontology annotation, cellular component: plasma membrane. Bases 1 to 885 code for a protein of 294 amino acids. NCBI's taxonomy places the organism in Eukaryota, Metazoa, Chordata, Testudines, Emydidae. The transcript is spliced from 6 exons. The record is from RefSeq and is a predicted model, not a curated record.